AUGUCGUGUUUCUCGGGUCUGGAUGCGCUGAUUGCCUUCAGGUUUUCCCACCUGAUGGCCUACGCUGGCCGCCGCAUGGCCAAGCAAGCCAAGCAAAUGUCCCCGUCCCCAAAGUCCCGCAAUGCCGUCCUCACCGGCUGCCUCUCUGGUAGCCUUGCCUUCCUGUCUGAGGCGGCCGCGAGCAUGGGAGCCGAGCCAAUGAAGGUCCCGGGCUGGCGUCUGGUGCAGGUCCGACCUGAUGGCAACUGCCUGUUUCGUGCGGUCGCCCAAGGUGAGGCCUUUGCAAAGCAGAUUCCAGAUCUGCCGGAAGAAGAAGAAUCUCGGCGCUGCAGGGAGCUGCGAGCAUUGGCAGUUGCCGAGCUGAUUAAUCGCCGUGAGGACCUGGGUUUCAUUGUCGAAGGUGACUUCGACAAGUACGUUGCCAGGAUGUCGCGCUCUGGGACUUGGGGUGGCGAGCCGGAGCUGUUCAUGCUCGCCAAAUUCGUUCUGCAAAUGCCCCUGGAAGUGUACAUUACAGACGGGCACAAUCGAGUUCAACACUUUUUGACUUACUCCGAGGACUUACCCGGAGAACCCGUCCGCGUUCUCUUCCAUGGUUACGGCCACUAUGAAGCGCUGGUGCCGGUGAAUUGA
Messenger RNA from Symbiodinium pilosum, 633 nucleotides. Lineage: Eukaryota; Dinophyceae; Suessiales; Symbiodiniaceae. The record is from the annotation of a GenBank genome assembly.